Molecule: messenger RNA, 963 nt
Organism: Fonsecaea nubica
Lineage: Eukaryota; Fungi; Ascomycota; Eurotiomycetes; Chaetothyriales; Herpotrichiellaceae
Exons: 1
Coding region: 1-963 (320 amino acids)
Source: RefSeq, a predicted model, not a curated record
AUGCGGUUUUCCAGUACUAAUAUUGAAUUAGUAUACGCACAUCAUGAUACGGGCCAUUACACGGCUGCACCUCGCCAAGUGAUUCCAGGGGAACCGGCCAAAGCAGGCAGAUCUCUGGAACGCGCAUUGAACAAGCUUGCUUUUUCAAAUCGGUCAUCCGCCUCGGUGUCGUCUCUUGCUGGCGUGAACACUCACAAUGCCGAAUGCGAGAGUACCGGCAAUGGCAGCAAUGCAGUCUCCAGACCUGUCACUCCGCUCAUAAACCACAGCCGGCCUAGCACCCCUUCUCCUCGCAUGAGCAUGGACCUUGGUCACGCUACUCACCUCCAAGCGGAUAAUGAGUUCCUCCGCGGUCUCGUCCAGCAAACGCAACGAGAGAAGCACACUUUGAUGGACACAAUCGAGGCUCUCCAAGCGGAAAAAUCUCAGUUGAAUGCGCAAAUCGAAAACAUGAGCCAGGAGCGCCACGCACUUCUUACAGAACGGGACAUCUUGCACGCUACAAUUAAGAAGCUGCAAUUUCCUACUGGAAUCAACCCCUAUAUUCAGGGUCAUAGCCACAUUGUACCAAUGAGAUCCCCGAGUGCCACCACUUUUCCAAGUAACAAUCCCUGGGGUGCGAUUGGAAGUGGGAGUCGAGGAGCUAGCACCAGCCCAAACGGCACACCUGUCGACAGCCCUGCCAUGCAACCGCGCAGCUUCAGUUUCGCCGCCCCAGCAGCUGUCGGUCCUGUGGGCAGCAUCCCUGCUCAUCUCGCCUACAACACUGCGCGGAUGGGUAUGAAAAGCUCAUCUGACACAACCUUGGACACCGCUGUGCCAACCCAUGGAUCCGUCAACGGUAAUGGUGUCGAGCGUGGAAAUAUAAAGGCAGAUGCACAGCUCGCCGAGAACCUUGUCUCAAACAACAUGGAAGGGGAGAGGCUGAAGGAUCUGUUGAGCAGCCUGGGACCGAGUUUUUAA